This is a messenger RNA of Verticillium dahliae VdLs.17, 1785 nucleotides long. RefSeq lists its product as uncharacterized. The record is from RefSeq and is a predicted model, not a curated record. Gene Ontology annotation, molecular function: protein binding. The coding region runs from base 1 to 1785 and encodes 594 amino acids. Lineage: Eukaryota; Fungi; Ascomycota; Sordariomycetes; Glomerellales; Plectosphaerellaceae. The transcript is spliced from 3 exons.
AUGGCCGUCAAGGACGGCGUCUCAUGCUAUCCGACCGAGCGCCUGAUCUCCCGAAAAGCACGACGACACUAUCGCAUCCCUGUCAAGUCGCAGUACGUCUCCCACUGCCGCUUCAUCGGCAUCAUUCUCUUUCGCCUCUGGAAUAACCUAGCCAAGAAGCUACACUGGCAGCUGCGAUCACUCAUCAGCGCCGAUGCCCACGAUAGCGUGUAUUUUCCCGGCGGCAAUGGCGCCAACCACGUCCAGCGGCUGAACACGGCGACAAACGAGUGUGAGACUGUGCGGCUGCUGUCCUUCUCCCCACGGUGCCUCGUCGCCCAGAACGGCUGGGUGUGCUGCGGCGGCGAGACGGGCGAGUUCACGGCCCUGCAGGUGCACGACGCCCACGACGCCCACGACGCCCACGACGCCCACGAGGCCCACGACACCCUCAGCAGCGCCGCCAGCCAUCUCGGCGACCUCCAGUCGAGCUUUGACAUCGACAGCGACUUUGCCCGCAUCGGCCUGGCCUACAUGCGUCCAGACGGCUCCGUCAUCCCGGGCACGCGCCUGCUCCCCCGCGCGAGCAAGACCUCGACGGCCAAGAGCAUGAAGCUAGCGCGUGAUAGGGUCAACUGCGUCACGCUCUGGUUCCCCCCGGACAUGGCGCCGCCCGCGCCCGACCGGUACAACGAGCCCGUCGCUGUUCUCGCCAACAAUGACAAGACGGUCGUCGUCAUCAGCCUGCACGACUUUGAGGCCAAGGACAAGACGGAGCCCCUCGACAUGGUCACAUAUCCCGACUACGUCAACCGUUCCCUCUUGUCGCCCGACGGCCGUCUCCUGGUUGCCAUCCUCGACGACCCCUACCUCUACAUACACCGGCGCGUCGAGAAGCACGACGACCAGACGGCCGCCGGUGACAGCAACGCGACCGCGUAUCAGUGGGAAGAGGCGAGGAAGGUCUUGCUCAAGAGCCAGCGCAAGGGCGACCUCUCCGACAGCCGCGGCAGCUUUGCCGCCUGCUUUUCCCACUCGGGCGCUUAUCUGGCCGUCGGCACCCAGUACGGCACAGUCUCCAUCUUUGACGUCGAGACCCUGACCGAUCUCGACGCCGACCCGCUGCUGACGACCUUUGACUCGUCGCGGCCCAUGGUGAGCGAAGGCGCCAUCCGCGACAUGGCCUUUUGUCCUGGCCCCUUUGACCUGCUGGCCUGGACCGAAGAUCGGGGCCACGUGGGCGUUGCCGAUAUCAGGUCUGGAUUCGCGCAGCAGCAGAUUCUCAACAUCAGCGCCACCGACGACUUCAGCCACAUCAGCAUCCUCGACCGAAACUCGGUCGACCCGCGGCUGCUCGAGGGCCGGGGCGAGCGGAGCGACAAUCUCGCCGCGAACCUGUCUUCGUCGCUGAACCUGUCCGACCUGCGCCGCCUCCGAGGCCCCGAAGGCGCAGACCGGCACGGCUUACCCCUGUCGCACGAGGAGACGGUCGUCCUCGAGGCCCUGCAAGCCGAACGCCGCCGCAGGGAGCAGACGGAUCGCAUCGCCGCCCGCCUCGCAGACCACUCGUCGGGCCCCACCCUGACGGCGGCGUUGACGGCGAGCGGCCGCCUCCCGCGGCCAGACAGCAGCGUCGCCAACAGCAACACCACCAACAACAACAACAACAACGAAGCGGGCGCUGACGACGUGGCGCGGGCUGUGCGUGAGGAAGAACGCGAACGGGAAGAGCGCAGCAACAUUACGCGCGCCCUCAGCGACUGGCUGCACGACUCGCGCGAACGCGGCCAGGAGCGCGUGCGCUAG